CUCUGCUCGUGUAUACAUACGCACACCGCUGUCCCCACCCACACCCUGCUCUCCUCUUCAAUUUGCAUUUUAUUUUUCCCUUCUCCCUUUGGCUUCCAUUGCACAGUACAAAAAGUGAAAAGUCAUUAUGAGGAGCGAAAUCGUCCUUUGCUGCCUAUUCGCGAUCGGUGCAGCGUCGGCACUGAGUCGCAAGGAGGAGGCGGCCGAGAUAAACCGGCGCAAAGUCUCGCAGCCCCUGUACACCGUCAGGAAACACCAGACGCAACAGAAACACCAAUCACCAAGUGUCGAGGACUCGACCGCGUCCGAGGAGGAGGAGGAGGAGGAGUCGUCGGACUUGUGCCCCGAGCCCAAUGGCUACUUCCCGGACUCUGAGCAGUGCGACAAGUACUACGACUGCAGGGACGGCAAGCCCACCGAAAAACUCUGCUCCGACGGUCUGGUCUUCAACGACUUCAGUCCACAGCACGAAAAGUGCGACCUACCCUUUGGAAUCGACUGCUCGAAGCGCCCGAAGCUCCAGACGCCACGGCCAAUGCCCCACUGUCCGCGAUUGCACGGCUACUUCGCGCACAAGGACCCGACCAACUGCAACACCUUUUACUACUGCGUCGAGGGCAUGUUCAACAUGAUAAAGUGCCCCGAGGGUCUGGUGUUUAGUCCCAUGACGGGUAUAUGCACGUGGCCGGACGAGGCCCAAAAGAAGGGCUGCGGCUCGCGGGAGCUGUUCAACUUUACCUGUCCCAGCGUCGACGAGUCGGUGGCAGCCACCCAUCCCCGGUAUCCCGACGCCGAGGACUGCCAGUACUUUUACGUCUGUAUAAACGGCAAGACGCCCAGGCGCAGUGGGUGCAAGCUCGGCCAGGCCUUCGACGAGAAGACCGGCAAGUGCGACUGGGCCCGCAAGAUUCCCGAGUGCAAGGACUGGUACAAGGACACUUUGACGGACGCGGAGCUCGAUGCUCUUGAGAAUCCACCGAAGCCAAAGACGAGCGGCUCGAGGAGGAAGGGAUCGAAACGCGGACCUGAGCCCAAGACAGAAGAAGAGGAAGAAGAAGCUUCCGAAGAUUAG
This is a messenger RNA of Copidosoma floridanum, 1072 nucleotides long. RefSeq names its product cuticular protein analogous to peritrophins 3-B (gene Cpap3-b). The record is from RefSeq and is a predicted model, not a curated record. Gene Ontology annotation, cellular component: extracellular region. Gene Ontology annotation, molecular function: chitin binding. NCBI's taxonomy places the organism in Eukaryota, Metazoa, Arthropoda, Insecta, Hymenoptera, Encyrtidae.